Messenger RNA from Cicer arietinum (chickpea), 3011 nucleotides. RefSeq names its product probable serine/threonine-protein kinase At1g54610. Gene Ontology annotation, cellular component: cyclin-dependent protein kinase holoenzyme complex; nucleus. Gene Ontology annotation, molecular function: ATP binding; RNA polymerase II CTD heptapeptide repeat kinase activity. Lineage: Eukaryota; Viridiplantae; Streptophyta; Magnoliopsida; Fabales; Fabaceae. The record is from RefSeq and is a predicted model, not a curated record. Gene Ontology annotation, biological process: positive regulation of transcription elongation by RNA polymerase II; protein phosphorylation.
CAAACAGAACUUCAAUUCAACGACCAGCUUGGAACACAAAACCAAACACUAAUCUUAGUUUGACAGAAAAACGUGGUAGAAGAAGAGAGAGAAAGAGAAAGUCUCACUAUAAAAUCUUCAUCAUGCUCUAGAGAGAGAGAGUGGUGUCCUUUGACUGAGCCUAGCCGGCAAAAGCCGUCUAAGGUUUGAUGAUAAUGUUCUUUUUAAUGUCUGAAUACGCGUUGAAUUUUCCAUCAAACUUUUCUCUUUCCUCUUAAUUUUUCUCCUCUAUUUUCCUUACCCUUAAUUCCAAUUCAAAGGUCUCCCAAGUCUUUUUCUAUUUUUAAAAAGUUAAUUCCACGUUUUAUAAUAAUACACUUUCUUUUAGUGUUCUCAUCUUCACCCCCCAUAACUUUUUUCUACCUAUAAUUUCAUGUCUGUAAGAAAAAUGCUUCCUUUAAGUAGCGGGAUCUGAAUUGCAGAAUUGGGUCACUUUGGAAUCUUCAAAUAUUGGAUUCAUGGUCUUUGUGUAUGUCUUUAAUAAGGAAAAGUUCCCAUCUUAGUAAUUGGAUUGAAAAAAAAAAGUGGUAGUUUUGGUUAUGUUAGUAUUAGCAUGACUAUGUUCAUGAGUUUUGUUGCUGAUGAAUCAUGAUCCUAGCUCUUGAAGGUCAAUAUUGUAAUUUUAUUAUAUAGUUGAAUUGAGGUGUUAUAUAUCUUGUUGUUGCAACAUGGGUUGCAUAUGUUCAAAGGGUUCAGCUGUAGAAGACAGCAAUGAAAGUAACUCAAAGAAAUUCCAAUCAAAUAGCACAAGACCUUCAGAGUUGAAUGUUUUGAGGUUGAAUUCUUCCAAGAGGGUUGAGGGAGGUAGGGUGAAAGAUUUGUCAUUAGAUAGAGGCGAUGCGAAAGCGAAAGCUUCAUUGAUUGAAAAGAAAUCCAAUGGUUCAAUGAAGUUGUAUGAUGAUCAAAAUGGGAGGAAGAAGAAAAUAGAGAAGGCUGAGCUGACUGUUAUUGAUCAUCCUGGAUUUGGAAGCGUUCCAAAGGCUAUAGAAGGUGAGCAAGUUGCGGCGGGGUGGCCCUCAUGGCUUUCUUCUGUUGCUGGUGAUGCUAUCAAGGGGUGGAUACCAAGGAGUGCUAAUACUUUUGAGAGGUUACAUAAAAUCGGGCAAGGAACUUAUAGUACUGUUUAUAAGGCUCGUGACCUGACUAAUCAAAAGAUUGUUGCAUUGAAGAGGGUGCGGUUUGAUAAUCUUGAUCCGGAAAGUGUCAAGUUUAUGGCAAGGGAAAUACAUAUUCUGCGUAGGCUCGACCAUCCAAACAUAAUAAAAUUGGAGGGCUUGAUAACCUCAGAAACAUCUCGCAGCUUGUAUCUUAUUUUUGAGUAUAUGGAACAUGACCUGACAGGACUUGCAUCAAAUCCUAGCAUCAAAUUCUCUGAACCACAGCUGAAAUGCUACAUGCAUCAACUUCUUAGUGGAUUGGAUCAUUGUCAUAGUCACGGUGUCCUCCAUCGCGACAUAAAGGGUUCAAAUCUUCUCAUUGACAAUAGUGGUGUUUUAAAGAUUGCCGAUUUUGGUUUGGCAAAUGUUUUUGACUCCCAUCGGAGUAUUCCAUUGACGAGUCGUGUAGUAACUCUGUGGUACAGACCACCUGAACUCUUACUCGGAGCAAAUCAUUACGGGGUUGCAGUUGAUUUAUGGAGCACCGGUUGCAUACUUGGGGAACUAUAUACCGGAAGGCCCAUUUUGCCUGGAAAAACAGAGGUUGAGCAGUUGCAUCGGAUUUUUAAACUUUGCGGCUCACCAUCCGAGGAUUAUUGGCUUAAGUCGCGGUUGUCUCAUUCAACAGUAUUCAAGCCUCCACACCAUUAUAGGCGAUGUGUUGCUGAUACAUUUAAGGAAUAUCCGUCAACUGCUGUUAAGCUUAUAGAGACGCUACUUUCCGUAGAUCCAUCGCAUCGAGGAACAGCAGCUGCUGCUCUGAAAAGUGAGUUCUUUACAUCAGAACCUUUGCCUUGUGACCCAUCAAGUUUACCAAAAUAUCCUCCUAGCAAGGAGAUUGACGCUAAAAUGCGGGAUGAAGCAACCAGAAGGCAAGGAGCUAAUGGAGAUAGGGAACAAAAAGUUGGCUCAGGGGUUAGACAAGAAAAAGGAUCUAGGGCCCAUGUCACAACAAAGGACACUGCUGACUUGGGGGCAACAAUACAGCAGCAAGCAAAACAGUAUUCCAUGUCAAAGAACCGAAGCGAAUUGUCAUAUCCUCAUAGAGAACACGUUUCUGGGAAUCUUGGAUUCCCACACAAACAGUCAGAAGAUGUUAAAGAGAUGGAAAAUAAUUUAUCUGGCCAUUUUUAUAAGAGGCCAUCACAUUCAGGCCCAUUGGCUCCUGGUUCAGGCUGGGCCAGGGGCGUUAACGAAGUCGAUAAUGGGCCUCCUGUUUCAACCAGAGUGAACCUAUCAAAAUUAUCCGGGCUAGUCGCAUCCAGAACUUUGUUGUCAGAAGAUCAGCAGCAAAAACCAGUUUCCUUGCUCCACAGAAAACCAAUUGAAGUAAGAAAAUCAGUCGAGGCGAGUAAUGGAUCCGAGUCCAGAAGAAGGAGGGAUAAAAAACGGAUUGUUGAUCAAAGUCAAAUUGUAAAUAGAAGAGUCCCAACCGAAAAAUCAACUCCGGAUGGACACGGGUCAAGUGGAAACAAGAUAUACCUGUCUGGUCCAUUACUAGUUUCAUCAAACAAUAUGGACCAGAUGCUCAAAGACCACGAUCGUAAGAUCCAAGAGUUUUCGAGACGAGCAAGAGGUGAGAAAGUCCGUGCACAAAGAAAGUAGUCGAAUUACAUAGUCGCUUAAGUUAUUUUUACGAAAACAUUUAUUUAUCUCUCAAUCUAGAAAGGGAGAGAGUGCAUUCACUCUUACUGUAACAUAUAUAUAUCAUGUAAAUUGCAGGCCCUAUAACAGAAAUUGAUCUUUCUCUUACUAUUCACCUUUCACCCUUAUAUUAUUAAUAUAAGAAUGCAAGCAAUUUAAUUUAGUAUGUUA